AUUCUACAUGAUGAAGCUACAAGUGGUUGUGGCUGCCGUGACCUCGCUGGUCUCGUCGGUUGCUGCUUCCUCGCUGAACCCACCAGUCUUGCCAUUAAUCGUCAGGAACCCGUACCUUUCGACCUGGCUGGGCAACGCGAGAGACAAGCCAUGGACCAAGUGGCCCAUGUUCUAUACUGGCGAAGAGAUAGGCUUCUCCAUCUUGGCCAGUGUACCUGAGACCAAACAUGCCUAUCCUCUGCUCGGUCGUCCUCAGGACUCGUUGGACGAGAACGACCACACUUACAACAUCUCUUACCCCGUCUACAAGGGCGCACAAUACGAUGCAUCCGUUACCAACUUGACGUACCAGAUUCCUUCGCUGAACUCGACCUCCGAGCACGUCGAAAUCGUCCUGUCCUUCUUGUCUCCCGUGACACCCUCGUCUACUCUCCGCCAGUCCAUCCCAGCCUCGUAUCUCAGUAUUCAUGCCACUGGAAGCUUUGACGUCGACAUAUACAUCGAUCUCAACGGUCAGUGGGUUAGCNNGGGAGACAGAGGUGCUGAAAUAGUCUGGGAGCUGGAGAAUGCCGAGACGGAGAAACUCAAGAGCUGGGUUGUCAAGAGAAAGGAGGAGCUCCUAUUCACCGAAUGGAGUGAUCGCGCCGAGUGGGGAAGCCUGAUAUUUACUGGCCCUUCCAGUGGAACAUCGGGAAUCUUGAGAAACCGCUUCUCUCGUACGGGAACGCUCCAGAACGAGAACGACAACCACUUCAGGAGUAUCAUGCGAGACGAGCCCGUUUUUGCCUUCUCCAAAUCCUUUAAUCUCGCUCCCAACACGACCAGCCAUAAGAAGACUUCAUCCGAUAGCGUUCUCUUCACCAUUGCCCACAUACAGGACCCCGUCACCCAGUAUGCCUCUGCACGUGGCUUGACUUUCAUGCGCCCGCUUUGGAAGACUUGGUUCCCGACCGAUGACAAGCUAACUUCGUUCCACUACUUGGACUUCAAAAUUGCUCAGAAGCUCGCACAGAACUACUCAGACCAGCUCGCCAUUGACGCAUAUCAAUCUGGCUCCGACUCGUAUGUCGACAUUGUUGCUCUUUCAGCUCGUCAAACCAUGGGGGCUACUAGUUUCUCAGGCACCCAGGAGAACCCUCUGCUCUUCCUCAAGGAAAUCUCCUCCAACGGAAACAGCCAGACUGUCGAUGUCAUCUUCCCAGCCUUCCCUUUCUUCCUCUACACUCAACCUCGAUGGUUGGCAUACCUUCUCGAGCCUCUAAUCGAGCACAUGCUUUCUGGCCAAUAUCCGAACGAUUACAGCAUGCACGAUCUGGGUACACACUUCCCCAACUUGACAGGCCAUGCUGAUGGCAAGGAUGAAUACAUGCCUGUCGAAGAGUGUGGAGAUAUGCUGAUCAUGGGACUCGCUCUGGUCAACUCGUUGACCUAUGACUCUGGACACGAAGCUCAGUCGAUCUGGUCUGCGCUCGGUGGUGACCACACUCCCCAACCUAACGAGGCCAGUCCGUUUGCUUUGGGCACCAUGCAAAGCCGGGAUGAGAUUGUUGGUCUCGAUGACAGUUGGGGUGGUUCGACCCAAGGAGUCAAACAGGCACGAAAGUGGCUCGACAAAUCAUACGGCUUGUGGAAGCAGUGGACUUCGUAUCUUGUCGAAUACAGUCUAGAGCCUGAAAAUCAGUUGUCAACCGAUGACUUUGCUGGAUGGUUGGCUCUCCAUACCAACCUGGCUCUGAAGGGUAUUGUCGGCAUCCGGGCCAUGAGCGAGCUGGCUACCGUCAUGGACAAGAAAGACGACGCAAAGCACUUCCGUAACAUUUCGGAUACAUACAUCAAACGCUGGGAGGAGCUCGCCAUCUCUCGUGACGGCACUCAUGCAAAGCUCGCAUACGACUGGUACGGCAGUUGGACCACGUUGUACUCGCUCUAUGCCGACGCACUGCUUUGCUUCCAUCCUUCAACAACAAAUGGUAGCAACGCUCAGUCUGUCAACGAAUAUGCUCAAGUCUCAGGCGGCAAGCAAGAGCCCAUCCUCGAGCCACCAACCCAUGACUUCAUCCCCAACCACAUCUACAAGAUGCAAUCAGACUGGUACGCCGCAGUGAUGCAGAAAUACGGACUNCCCCUAGACUCUCGCCAUCUCUACACCAAAUCCGACUGGGAGUUCCAAGCCGCGGCCGUCGCUUCCCGCAAAACGCGAACAGAGAUCUUAGACAGGGUUUCCAGGUGGCUGAAUGAGACUGUUACUGAUAGACCCUUCACCGAUCUGUAUGACACAGAGGGUGAAGGUGGGUUCCCUGGCCCUAACUUUUUCGCUAGACCGGUCAUUGGUAGUCACUUUGCGUUUUUGACGUUGGAGAGGGCUUGCGGUGGUACCGCUAUGCAGGGAUUGAGUUUCUUGGAUGAGGAG
This is a messenger RNA of Aureobasidium vineae, 2410 nucleotides long. NCBI's taxonomy places the organism in Eukaryota, Fungi, Ascomycota, Dothideomycetes, Dothideales, Saccotheciaceae. The record is from the annotation of a GenBank genome assembly.